This is a messenger RNA of Tripterygium wilfordii, 1134 nucleotides long. Its product is annotated as cyclin-D3-1-like. Lineage: Eukaryota; Viridiplantae; Streptophyta; Magnoliopsida; Celastrales; Celastraceae. Gene Ontology annotation, cellular component: cytoplasm; cyclin-dependent protein kinase holoenzyme complex; nucleus. The record is from RefSeq and is a predicted model, not a curated record. The transcript has 2 exons. Gene Ontology annotation, molecular function: cyclin-dependent protein serine/threonine kinase regulator activity. Gene Ontology annotation, biological process: mitotic cell cycle phase transition; regulation of cyclin-dependent protein serine/threonine kinase activity. Bases 375 to 1115 code for a protein of 246 amino acids.
UUUCAUAGACCAAAUCGCAAAAACCUUACCUGCAAAUCUGCAAUGUUACUACUCUCCAUAGAAAACUGAAAAACAAAUGGCCUAAAGCAUAACAUACACUCAAAGAACUUUGUACAUGCCUAGUUUUUGCCAUCUUAUUUGGAUAUUUGAUGUUUAGUUUUGUUUAAUUGUUUCAAAGGCCCAUUGUUUAGUUGGCUCAUACUUCUUUCAAUACUCUACAUCUUUGUUAUAGUCUUCACUACAGGAUCCAACGGUCAUUUUCAUCUUUGUUAUAGUCUUCACUACAGGGUCCAACGGUCAUUUUCUUGUGACCGUUGCUGACAGUUGUCAUUACACUUGUAUAUAUUGUAAAUUGUUCUCUUUCAUUAAUAAGAAUGAUAAGGACUAUUUACACCCCAGAGAUGAUUAAAUACACCCCAAAAUCACAAAAAACACACAAUCUAAUAAUACCCCGUGUGACCCUACCAUGUAACAUUUCCCUCCAUCAUGUCUUUCUCCUUCUUCACUCCCUCUCUAUCUCCUUACCAAACCACGAAGAGUUCGACCAAGAAGAGGUUACUCAAGAAAACACCCUCAACAAAAGCAGGAGUCCUUGCUUAUUUUCUAUUUCAUUAUUGAAGCAAGAUCUGUUCUGGGAAGAUGAGGAGCUCCUCUCUCUCUUUUCCAAAGAACAAGAACAACAGAAGCAGAAUUAUCUGAAACAGGACAAUUUGAUAACAGAUUCUUCUCUUUUUCUGGCUCGUCAAGAGGCCGUGGAAGGGAUUCUUAAGGUCAAUGCGUGUUAUGGGUACUCAGUUCUCACUGUAGUCUUGGCCAUAGACCAUCUUGAUAGGUUCCUCUGUAACCCUUGUUUUCAGAAGGAUAAGCCAUGGAUGGUGCAGCUUGUGGUCGUGACCUGUCUCUCUUUGGCUGCGAAAGUUGAGGAAACUGAAGUGCCCCUUCUUCUAGACUUCCAAGUGAUGGAAACUAAGUAUGUGUUUGAGCCCAAAAUGAUUCAGAGAAUGGAACUCUUGGUGCUCUCUGCACUCAAAUGGAAGAUGCACCCAGUAACCCCACUUUCAUUUGUGGAUCACAUCGUGAGGAGGCUUGGAUUGAUGAACCAUGUCCACUGUUGAUUAUAUAUAUAUAUAUAUA